CGCCCCGCCUUUCGUUUACAGUAAGAUCCAACAUGGCGGACGUAGCGUCGGUGGCGGCGGCCGAGGCGACGACAUCAUCAUUUCCACUGAAGACGAGCGUUGCACAACAACAACGACGACCAUGAGGGAGCGACAGAAAAAGAAAGGAAGGACGUGGGCGGAAGCCGCGAAGACGGUGCUGGAGAAAUACCCCAACACACCCAUGAGCCAUAAAGAAAUCUUGCAGGUGAUCCAAAGAGAAAGACUUAAGGAAAUCAGCGGAACGUCGCCGUUGGCAUGUCUGAACGCAAUGUUGCACACAAACUCCCGCGGUGAGGAGGGCAUCUUCUACAAAGUUCCGGGGAGGAUGGGCGUCUACACGUUAAAGAAGGACAUCUCGGAGGUGGCCACCGAGUUGUCGGAGGAGGAGUCCGAGGACAGCAGCGACGACCUGUCCGACUCGCGGAGCUCGGAAAACAACAGCGGUCCUCGGGAAGGCAGGAGGAGACGCUGGAUGAGACCGGUUCCCUCCAAGUUACCGUCGCAGCAGCAGCCGACGUCGCCGCAGCCCCGCUGCUCGUCUCCGUCCGUGGCAGCCGCCGCCGCCGCCAAGCUCAUCUCGCCCUCGCAGAAGCACAGCAAGAAAGCUCUCAAACAGGCCUUGAAGCAGCAGCAACAGCGGAACCAACGCAGGCAGGCAGCGAUGCCAUCCACUUCCAGUUCCAGGCUGCUGCUGAAGACCAUCAAAGACAUGGCCGACAACAUCACCGCCAAGACUGAUCUUUGCCUCCCCGUUGGACCCAGGAAGGUUUCUCAGCGGUCAGGUCGUCUCAGUGCAGGGCACCUGAAACGUAAUAGGUGCAAAAUCGACGUGGAGACGCCGGACUCAAUUUUGGUCAACACCAAUCUGCGGGCCGUCAUCAACAAGCACACCUUCUCCGUCCUGCCGCCAGACUGCCAGCAGAGGCUGCUGCGACUUCUGCCCCAAGUGGACCAGCAGCCCUGCACGGACGGCCUCCUCAAGGUGACGAGCUCCGCUUUGAACAACGAGUUCUUCACGUCGGCGGCGCAGUCGUGGAAGGAACGGCUGGCUGAGGGUGAAUUCACUCCAGAGUUGCAGCUGCGAAUGCGCCAGGAAAUUGAGAAGGAGAAGAAAGUGGAGCACUGGAAGGAGGCCUUCUUUGAGAGCUACUAUGGUAAAAACUCUGGACUCAGUCUUGAGGAAUCCAAAGAGCUGACGAAAGCUGAUCUAAAAUGGGAGCCGAAGCCUCGUCAGCCGAGACCGGCCUCGAGAUUGUCGGAGGAAGCGAAGGGCACCGACGACCGCAGCCGGACCAAUGGUGGCGCCGCGGUGAAAGACGCAAAGUCCGCACCUUCGCAGGAGAAGACGCAACCUCCUCCAAAAGAAUGUCUCUCCGUGCCAGAGUUGAUGAAGACCAGGCGCUCUCAGCACGCCGAGGAUCGUAGGAUGCCUGCUCCGACAUCGAGAUCAGAACCAGAGAAGCAGAAUGAAGGUGUUGCCGCGGAGACACGGGCCGAGGUGAGCGAGAAAGAGGGUAAAAUGGAAUUCCUCCCGUCUCCUGUCAAGAGCAGCCCGCCGCCACAAGCCGGGAUGGAGGUAAAAGAGGAUCCACCGCCGUCUGGGGUUAAGCCCUCCGAAGAGACGAAGGCCGAGCCGGAAUGUGCCGCAGAACCGCAGAAAAGAAAGCCUCCCGGCGAGAUGGAGGAUGAGGCCACGCCGGAAAAAAGACCGCGGAUAUCCUCAGUUUCCUCGGUGUCCUCCAUCUCCUCCGUUUCUCCUCCAGCAUCAUCCAUACCCAGCCCGGCCACACCUACUUCUGCAAGCAACCAGAGAGUUCCGCCACUCAAGAUUCCAGUGACAAGAAUACUUCCCAUCCCCGCGUCGCCGAGCCAAGUGUCGCCGAGGACGCCUCUGCCCACCUCCCUAAACAGCCCGGCCGCUCGUACCGGCGCUCGCACUUUGGCGGACAUCAAAGCCAAAGCUCAGCUCGCACGAGCGCAACGAGCUGCAGCGGCGGCCGCCGCGGCCUCCGGGGGGUCUCUCCCCGGGUCCGGUAGCGGCGCAGGCACUUCCGAGCCGACGAAAUCCUCCCCGAGUCCGAGUUUAACGUCCCCGCAUCCGUCUGCCAGGUUGCCGGUCAACACCAUCAGCGCAACUCCGUCUCGCCCUCAGGACACCCUGGGGCCACUCAGUCCAAGUCACUUGAACAUUCAGGAUGUUCGAACAGUCGGCGCGCAGCCUUGUAGCGCUCGUUCAGACUCGCGACCCGAGUGUCAGGAAACCCCUUCUGGAUCAACCCGGAUCAGCUCUUGUGUCCCUGCAAACAACCCGCUGGUCACCAGGCUCUUGCAGGGAAAAGAAGUUCCCUUGGAGCAGAUCCUCCCAAAACCUCUCACCAGGGUGGACAGCAAGAUUUCAAACGUACGCUCCAGCAAGGGCAAGACGGCUCAUUCGGCCACCGGCGGCGGUCCUGAGCAUCACCAGCGCAACACCACGGGCUGGGCCUUAUCUGACUACACCAGACAUCACAAAGAACCUCUUGACAAGGACACCCAGGAGCAGAUCUUACAGACUCUGAUGGAAAGAAAAUUCCAGCAGAGACAACCCCAACAAGGUGGUCCUACUCGCCACGGCCACCAAGCGGGUCAUGCCGAGGAGUUUCAGGAUCGGCCGUGGAUAUCCGUCGGCUUCUUGGGCCGCAAGAGGACGCCGAGGCCCGCCAUGUCCGGACACUAUCUCCUCAACGUGUCCACGUACGGCCGAGGGUCCGACAGCAAGCGGUCCCACCAGGCCGUCAUCUCGAAUGUGGCUGUUCUGAAAAGAGAAACGGCGGAUGGCCAGGAGGCGAUGCGAGAGGGGACGUUUGAGUUUAAAAUGGAGCAGCAGGGAUCGUCCGUAAGCAAGUGUGAGCAAGCGGGGAGCCUUCCGCCUUGUCCCGACAUCAAAACCGAACCGGGAUUUGAGGAUAUUGCGACAGAUGAGAACACGCCAGGGCACAAGCAAGUCAGCAAUCAAGGGAAAUCCGAGCCAUAUCUUCCACUCAAGGACCCCGGUCACCAGCAGCCGUCUGCCUUUCCAACCCCGAGGAUGUCCAUCCAUCAGGAAUCGGUUUCGUCCCGUUACGGCGGGACAAUCAGCGUUUCCGUGCCGCGCACUUUGAACCGCAACGCCGCGGGUGGCUCUGCUACCGUGCCGGACGCCGGGAGCGUCAUGUCCUUCUCGGUGACCGUCACCACCAUUCCCGCCGCCAACCCCUUGGACCCCGGCGACCGGAGCGCACCGCCGCCGGAGCCGUCCUUCAUGGAGGCCGCCGGCGUGGAGGACGCGCAGUCCAAAUGCUACUGCCGGCUGAAGGCCAUGAUCAUGUGUAAAGGGUGCGGGGCCUUCUGCCACGACGACUGCAUCGGACCCUCGGAGCUGUGCGUCUCGUGUCUGGUGGUACGAUGACACUCGGAUCGGGCCGCUUCCUGGGCGGUUGCGCCUUCGCCGCAGCAUUUACACUGGAUGGUCUUUUUGCGGGCUGCACGGUGGGCGGGUGGUUACACGUCGCAUUAAUGCGGUUCGGGGUCGGAAUCUCGGCCCUGGCCCUUUUUGCGUGCAGUUUGCUUACGGUUAUGUGGGUUUUCUCCUGGUGUUCCGGCUUCUUCCCACAUUCCCAAAAAUAUGUUAGGUUCAUGGAAGACUAAAUUGUCAAUAGCUGUGAAUGUGAGUGUGAAUGCUGGUUUGUCUCCUGAAUACAUCACUCACAAAAAAUGAGGGAGCCAAAAACUGCAAGUAAUUGAUGCCCCCCUCAGGUUUCACCUCAUUUCGGUCUGGUUCUCAAAGGAGCACCAUUCCCGACCCACUAACCUCGCUGGAUGAACUUAAAGACUUAGUACGGGACCGCGCGAUUGGUUGAUUUGGCGCCCUUCUCUCCGGCACCAUUCGCCAAUUUUUAUUGCGCUACAAACCGCUUUCACAUAUUUUGACGAACCGCUGUAGCCGCUGCGCAGCGAGACCGACAGCCCACGAAGGGUCCGUGCUCAACCAUCGGCGCCGACGAGCGGUUUGUGACGGAGUUUCUCGUGCGGCACACGUUCGCGGCUGAGCUCAACUGAACUGAGAAAGAAACGCAUCAGUUCAUGAACUUCUUCCGUUCAGUAUGUUCACUCAAAACAUUAGUUCGUUUGAACGAGUUGUUCAUGAGCAACACUCAACCGCUCCACCCCCCCACCAAAAAAGAAAAAUACAAAAUUCUUGGUACGCACAUGUGCAGUGACUUAUGUGCACCCCUGCUCAUAGAUGCCACGGGCUAGUGCCAAAGCACUACUUUUCUAUUAGACUGUACUCGGGCUGCUCCUCUCACUUCGACCGAGUUCCUUGGUACCAAGAUGACGCCGUAGCACUACUUUUCUAUUAGACUGUACUCGGGUUGCUCCUCUCACUUCGACCGAGUUCUUUGGUACCAAGAUGACGCCAUAGCACUACUUUUCUAUUGGACGGAGCCUAUGCGCCAUCUGGUGGCAUCUCUCGGGUGUUUAAGAAUGGGCACCAGAACAACAAACAGGUGUGUUUUUCAGCAAGUAAUGGAGGGUGGGUUCCCCCUAAAAAAAAAAACAAACAAAAAAAAACACAGAAAUAGGUGAAUUCGCCAUCACUAGUAACGAGGCGGGAGAAACCCGUGGAAAUUUCAGGAUGAACUUAAAAUUCCCUAAAUCCUGAACAGGUUAACUUAACUUUGAUCUCCAAACUUUUGAAUGUUCAACUGUUUACAUUUUGGGCUCAUCCUGAAAUUUUACUUGCAGCUUAAUAUCCCAAAGUUUUUGUGAGCGGUGUAUGCGGCCUGCGAUCUUACCUGCAACCCGACUGCGGAUAAGCGCUCUAGGAAAUGGAUGAAUGGUCUUUUUGCUCCGUCGCAAGCCGUUUUGAAACGGCCGUUCUUAAUCGCAUCGGUAGUCUCGUCGGAGCCAAUCUGACAACGUUUGCACUUAGCAUUAGCGUGGUAUAUAUUUUUGAAAUAUAGCUUUAUGAAAACUAGUUUUUAAAUGGGAAAAGGGAGGGAAAAAAACUAAUGUUAUUUUUGUAGAACCUCAAGACUGUUCUAGAGUUUUAAACUUUUAUUAUUAUUUUUUUUCCUAUCAGGCCUAAGUCAGUUUAAAGGCAAAAAACGGUGAAGUUGAUGAUAAUCACGGUUGUGGGAAAUACCUGCUGUUUGGCAUUUGUCAUGCACAUGUGCCAGGGAAAGUGCAACUAUUUUAUAAUAUCCCACACCCAAGACUCGCCAAGAAUCAUGUAUAGUUUUAAAGAGAGAUUUUAAAAGGAUUUUUAUCGACAUUAUGUUUUAUACAAAUCGAUGACGAUUGCACAGUCAGGAGAAAAACGCCCAAUUGAAAAGGUAGCAUGAGCGUUUGGCACUUAAAUUCAUUGAGAAGUCAUUUGUACAUAAAGACGUUCCGACUGCUUUUUCUUAUCUGUUUGUGGAUUUAAUUUCAACGUUAAAGUUUCUCACGUGAAUAAUCAUAAAUAUUUGUUUGUAAAUAUUUAAGACCAAUGCCUGGAUGUACUCGUUUUAUUUGAAACACAAAAUAAAUAUGCGGUUAAUCAUAAAUCAGCUGCGCUAAGAGUCAAAAAUCAAACGCUUUAGCAUACCGUAUUAAGCGGUAGUCGCGGUUGAGUCGGUACAGCGCGAUUUAGUAGAGGUGCAAUAUGAAAAAGAGUGAUAUAACACUUCACUUUAGUUAUAUCAAUGUAUUUGACAAGAUAAUCUUUUUUUUUUUUUUUUUUUCUCUCCACAAGUAAAACUUCCUGGAGGGAAUAGGAAAAACGCCAGUCACCUUAAAAAAAAUAAAUAAAUCUGAUCUAAUUUUGAAUCGUCUUGCUAAUAAAUCAAAGUAAUAUAUUUUAAUUAAGAUAUUUUAAUAUAAAAAUAUAUUUUGUUUUGAAACUCAACAGGGUAUGUACUCUUUUUUUCCCCCCUUUAAGUUUUUUUUUUUUUUGUUCUCCCCUCUCUAGUUUUUUUUUUUUUUUAACCAGACAGGUCACCCGAGAACUUUUAUGAUCUUAAGCACCCAGUUAUAUACAUGAAAUGUCUGCGGGGCUCUCGUGUAAUUUGUCUUCUACGUUUUUUUUGUGUGUGCGCCGUCUACAUUUGUGUGGAAAGGCCAGAGUUUUAUCCGUUAAAAUUGGGAGCUGUGGAAGCGCUCGAAGCUCUUCGUAGGUUUACAGUACGAGUGAGACGUGUUUCGUUUGGCAACAUUUCACGUCAUUGGAUUCACUACACGCCUUUUCAGAAAUAUUUCAAAACACAAUCAUAGACUAGAUUUAUUCCUCUGGGGCAAUUAAUGUGAUGAUGAGGGGUUUGGUUUGGGGAGUUCGAGGUAUAAAGCAUGAUUUAAAAUCAGGGAGCCUGUGGGCCAUACGCAGCAAAGAAACUUUUAAGCCCCAGAACGUUUAACCCACAAAUGCUUAUAAUAAACAGAUUAUUAUUAUUUUUUUUUUUAAACUGGCCCCUGAAUGGUAAAAGGUUACCAAUGGCUACUGUUUUAGAGUAAAAUGUCAUUUUGUCCUCCAUUUUAAAUGGGUGAAUGUACUAUGUGUGUUAAAAAAAAAGAACAUUUUAUCAAAAGCUAUAAAAUCUGAAAUACUAAAUGAAAUAAAAAUGUUCACGUUUUCCCUGCAUACUAAGCAAUUGGUGAAUAUAUUGUAAAUAAAUUAAUUAUACAAUAGAA
Messenger RNA from Phyllopteryx taeniolatus (common seadragon), 6708 nucleotides. It is a transcript of the gene asxl2, whose product is annotated as ASXL transcriptional regulator 2. The transcript has 12 exons. Gene Ontology annotation, cellular component: PR-DUB complex. NCBI's taxonomy places the organism in Eukaryota, Metazoa, Chordata, Actinopteri, Syngnathiformes, Syngnathidae. The record is from RefSeq and is a predicted model, not a curated record. Bases 122 to 3448 code for a protein of 1108 amino acids. Gene Ontology annotation, biological process: animal organ morphogenesis; positive regulation of transcription by RNA polymerase II. Gene Ontology annotation, molecular function: chromatin binding; DNA binding; peroxisome proliferator activated receptor binding.